Messenger RNA from Mytilus trossulus (common blue mussel), 4561 nucleotides. Its product is annotated as paired box protein Pax-5-like. Gene Ontology annotation, molecular function: DNA-binding transcription factor activity, RNA polymerase II-specific; RNA polymerase II cis-regulatory region sequence-specific DNA binding. NCBI's taxonomy places the organism in Eukaryota, Metazoa, Mollusca, Bivalvia, Mytilida, Mytilidae. Bases 609 to 2408 code for a protein of 599 amino acids. Gene Ontology annotation, biological process: regulation of transcription by RNA polymerase II; anatomical structure development. The transcript is spliced from 13 exons. The record is from RefSeq and is a predicted model, not a curated record.
CCGUAAUUUUCUAAAGCAACCAAUUUGUUUGCAUACGUAAGCUUUGAUUAUCAUAUCAAAACACAAAACCACUAUAUUCCAUUUAAAAUAUUGAUCAACAAAAUUGAAAAUACAAUAUUUUAGAAUUUUCCUCAAUACACAAUUUGUUAUUCAUCUCUCAGGUAUACAAGUAUAUCUGCAUACAAAGUGUUUUCUCACGUAAAUAAGGAAUGUCACCUUCGGGCUGUGACGAUAGCUUUUUAAUGGCGGGAAAGCCAUGGUCGACCAAUCAGCACUCUUUCCGAACUUUAAAUAUGUAUGAUGGAAAUUAGACACAAUAAGUAGAAUAGAAAGCGCUUCUUUUCGUCGUCCAUAACUUUUGUGUAUCCAUUUCAAUCAAACUGAAAUAUUUUUGUGCUUGUAUUCCUCCGCGUUGUAGUUGCACACCUGGUUCGCAGGUAGACAUUCAUUUGUGGGCCUUGUCCUAUCUACGGACGACUGGCUGGUAUUGACAGAUCAACCGUAGUAAUUAAGAAGAGAGGAUCUGAAGGGGUUUUAGCGGUUGGUCAGUCUUCCAUACAGUUCAAAACAAGUGAUACCGUAUCGAAAAACAGCUGAAGCAAGUCCCAAUGGAAGUGGAAACCAAUCGGGAGCCCUCUCCAGAGAGCGUAACUGAAGAAGAACAACAGACCGUUACAGUGACAACAGAAAUACACAAUGUCAAUGUAAACGAACAAGAAAUUUUACAUCCAACAGAGGCAGAAAUAAUACAAGUGGCAACAACAGAUAUCUUGCAACAGGCAGCAACAACCAUCUUAUCCCAAGUCAACAACAAUUAUAUUACGGUUCCCAUCAGCAUCAGCAACAACAACAAUAACGAGGAACACGACAAAAUCAAAUCAGUGAAAGAAUUCGGUGAAGAUAGCGUUUUUGGUCAUGGUGGAGUAAACCAACUCGGAGGAGUAUUUGUCAAUGGAAGACCAUUACCUGAUGUUGUGCGACAACGAAUUGUUGAACUUGCUCACCAAGGAGUACGGCCCUGUGAUAUAUCGCGGCAACUCAGGGUCUCUCAUGGAUGUGUCAGUAAAAUUCUUGGCAGAUAUUAUGAAACAGGUUCUAUUAAACCUGGCGUGAUAGGAGGUUCAAAACCAAAAGUAGCUACACCCAAAGUAGUAGAUGCCAUAACUCGUUAUAAACAUGAAAACCCUACCAUGUUCGCUUGGGAAAUCAGGGACCGGCUACUGUCUGAAGGAGUCUGUACAUCAGAAAAUGUCCCAAGUGUUAGCUCAAUCAAUAGGAUUGUUCGAAAUCGUGCUGCCGAUAGUAAUCGAUCUAUAGACCAAAAGAGUCCACCAUUACCAAAUGAAGCACAUAGCCCAUCGAUGCCACAUUCAAAUUCUCCAAACGGGGAUGCAAUGCAAAGAGGAGGAACCUACUCAAUAACAGGAAUACUAGGAAUCCCACAUCAACCACCUCAGAACAUGACAGACCCAAAUGCCAUCAAAAGGAAAAGGGAAGAACAAGUCAAUGGACAACACGAAAUAAAAACAGAACCACCAACUGAUAAUAACCUUGAUAUGUGGUAUGCAACAGCCCGUCCUCCAUUAAAAAUUGCCAGGCCCGAAAAUGGCAACUUGGAUGCACCUCAAAUUCUGAUGAAUGCAGCAAAUGCACAAUUAUUUAACACAGCCGUCACAAUUCACCCUCCUUCAUACAACGUCAACGCUCAAUUCAUAACUACGACCACUGCUGGUGGAGAGAUGAAAUUGUCAGAAUAUAGCAUGCCUUCACCUGCCACAGCAAACGUUACACAAUCAGAGUCACAAGUUCAAGGUCAACCUGCUAACUACGUUACAUCAUUAGGGCCAACCAUGUCCGAAAGUUCAUCACUUGAGAUGAAACCCAUAGUUGUCACUGUUAUGUCAGAUGGCAUUCUGCAGGCGGCUCAAACAACAUCGGUUGAAUACGAAGCGAACAACAAUAACAAUAGUAACAACACUACACCUCCCCCUAAGCCUGGUACACCUUCAAGCAAUGAGGGAAACAACCUGACUGAACUCAAACCCGUUCAACCCACACCCCAGUCUUAUACGCCGUUGCCAUCGUUUACCGGACAGUUUUCAAGUCAGGCCAGCAGUAUAGGCAGUAACCCUCCAUCUUAUCCCGGUUUGCCCAUCCUUGGAACAGUUGCAUCACAAGUCGUUUUACAAGGACAUAACCAAUCAGCUAUUAACGUGCCGUCUGGGAACCCAGAAUAUUAUAAUACAGUAGCUUACUCCCAGUACAAUCCCACACCUUACACAGAUCCUCAGUGGAGAGCCUAUCCCACAGGUAUCAUCAAUGCAUCAUACUAUUACCCACCUGCAGGAGGAGUUCCAGCAAGAACUGAAAACAAUAAUACAGCUGCAGCAAGCCCUUCAAAGUCAUAAAAUUUGUGGAAUCUAGUUUUUGACAUUAGAAUUUCAUGAUCUGCAUGUACUGCUGUACACCAAUCGACAGCAAUAGGAUUGAUAUAUUCGUUAAAGUGUUGACUCUGUGUAUAAUUGUCAUCAGUAAGCGGUUGAUAUAUAGUGUUACCAAUUGAUUUAACGAAUUCGAAGGAAUUUUACCAGUACAUACAUGACAUAACAAAGUGGAUAACUUACCUCAUUUUAAGGAAGCCUGCUGAGUUGGACAGAUUUUUUGUGAAUCUCAGAACAAUACAAAAACAUGACAAUUUGCAAUUUUAUGUAUUUAUUAUGUUUUUAAAAAAGACAAUGACUUUAUAUGGUCUGAGUGUUGAACUACAUGGAAAGUUUACACCAUACAGAUUUACAAACACAUUAACAAACAUCUUGGAGUAUACAGUGUACAGAUAGCUGAUAUCUGUUUUUCAAAAUCUAUAUGUAGCUGAAUUUAUUGUUUGAAUGUAUCACAGAUCAAUUCUUUUUAAUUCGAAUUAUUUAAUUAUAAAAAUUAUAAAUUGGAAAUUUUGAACAGAUUAGUAGGAUGAGAGGAAGUAUUUGACUCUUGAAAAUGAAAAUAUAGUAAGAUAUUUCACCCUUUUCAAAAUAAUAAUAAUUUUGUACAUUAAUGUGAAGGGUAAAUUACACUUGUUAUCUUAUAACAAUUUUUUUUAUCAUGGUAUAUAUGAUGAGUUUAUUAUUACAGAACCUCUGAAGGAAACAUUUUGAUAGUGAAAUUUCUGAAAUGAUUACUUUUGGUUUUACAUUGUCUGUAAACUCCUAUUUUCAUAUUUAACUACUUUCAAGUUUAAAGUUGAUGUAAAAUGUAAAUUAGGACUGAGCUCAAUGAUGCAGUAUUAGAUGUUCAACACAAGGUAGCCAUAGAUAUUCUAAGCAUAAUAUGUAUUGUAUACUCAUUUCUACAUUUGCAAUUUUGUUUUUUUUUAUAAAUUUGUUUUGAAUAUAAAUGCAAUUUGUUUAAUGUAGAGCAACACAAUGAUAGUUUUAAAACAUUUGUUUCAUACUCAUUAAAGGGGAGGGGAAGGGGGACUUUUAAAACAUUUAUUUCAUACUCAUUAAAGGGGAGGGGAAGGGGGACUUUCCAUAUAUACGUGAAAGGACUUAUAACACAAAUGAUCUUCAAACAUAAACUUGUAGGAAAUAAUUGAACCCCGUACCUCAAUGUACAUAAGCAGGGUAUAAAGUGUGUGAAAGUGAUUGAAAGAGUGCAUACAUUGUACUGAAAUCAAAACCUGUGUGCAAUAAGAAUCAUUUUUUAUGCAUAACCAUAAACAUAUCAGUUUGUAUUUACUAAAAUAAAUUAUUUUAGCCAGGAUAUUUUAUGAAUUAUGAACCGAUAUCUAUUUUAAAAUAUUUUUACUCUAGUUUUUAAAUAAUGUCUAAGAAAAAAAAACAAAUAACUCAAUUCUGCAAUGAAAAUAGAUCUGUAUAAAAUUAUAUUUAAAAUUGUUUUGAUAUGCAGUUUGUUUGAGGGUGAAUGGUCUCAUGAUCAUGUGAAUUUCAUUUGUGUCUUGCCAGUAUAAUUCAUUAACAUUGAGAAUCUCAUUUAUUUCAUCACAAUGAUUUUGUGGGUUAAUUGCACAGUAAUAGAAAUGCACAACUUUCAAACAAUCUUUCAAAUAUUUUAUUUAAUUUUGAAUUUUAUAUUUUCCAUAAUGACUGAAUAAUGCAAAGAAUAUAAACCAUGAAUAGUUUCAUGGUUUUCCUCUGAUUACCGUGGAAACCAAAGAAAAAAGAGGGAAAUAAUAUCGAAAAAAUUAAUAAAUUGUUAUUGAAUUUUGUAUUCAAUUCCAGAGGUGUCUUUAUCUAGAUACUAGUUUUCUUUCAGUUUAAAGGUUGUACCAAGAAAACUUUUUUUAAAUAAAUGUGCUAUUUGUAUGUGAAUAACUACUAGAAAUCCUAUUUUUGCACUUGUACAAUAUAUAUAUGCAGAAGUGCUAGAACUUUUUUAAAUGUAUAUAUUUUGGUCAGGGUAAAGUGUGACCUUUACCUUAUCAGAUAUUAUAUUAUAAGAAUUUAUUGGUUCUCGAAUUCGCCUAUUAUAUUUACAUGAAGAAGAUAUAUAUAUGUAAACAACCAAUGGCGUAAAAGUUUACCAAUAAAGUUUGUUACAUUGA